AACGACGGACGCGAUUUACUCGUUCCUGCUCCAACUAAAACUAAAACUUAAAACCCAAAGCUACAUACGUAUACGUAAUACACGAGUGCCAGUGCGUGAACAAGAGACGUGGAGUAGUGAGUUUAAAUACUAAACGUUUAUACAGUUAUUUUAUUUUAAAUAAUUUAUUAUUUAUCACUCGUACCUCACUUUUGUGGAUGUACUUAAAAAUAUAAAUUUUCCAAGCGCGAUAUUUAAAAUAAAAGUUAAAAUUUAAAUUUAAAAUAAUAAUUAUUUUUGAAUUUGAAUAUAAGUGAUUUAGGUUUUUUAAAUUUAAAUCAAUUGAAAUAACAGCCGCGAAAUAAAUAGCGACUGACAUAUCACACGUUGGACUGAGACGACAUGCUUUGGGUGACGGGAGUAUCAGACAUUUACGGUAAAAAAAAUCGUAAUUGUAUAGAAGUUAACGCGCGAAUUACUGUUGAUUAAAUAAUAUUUUAAUUACAGGAAUUGUAGACAGACAGUGGAAAAUAUAUUAUCUGUUAAAUGUGUCCGAGAGGUUAAAACUACAGUAAUAAUAUAUAUGUAAAUAUAUAUAUAUAUAUAUUUGUGUUGUGUGGUUUUAUCAACACGCGGACUGUAUCAAACCUUAGAUUAGUUUUUUUCUUUUUUUUUUUUUUUAUUUUUUUUAUUUUUAUUUAUUUAUUUUAUCGCAACUUUUACGGAAAGUGAAAGGUAAAGGUGGAGUUGAAUCUAUACAUCAACGAUAGUAAAGUGAAGUGAUAGUUAUUAUAUAUAAAAGUAUAUAUAGAUAUAUAUACGUGCAUACAUAUUGAAAAGGAAACUGGAAUAAGUUUUAAAAACGUCAAGAUGCUGAAAUUUAUUCGUGGAAAAGGGCAGCAACCAACGGCGGAACGUCAAAAAUUGCAGAAGGAUCUUUUUGCAUUUAGAAAGACUGUUCAGCAUGGGUUUCCAAACAAGCCUACAGCCUUGGCUUGGGACCCGAGUCUCAGGCUGAUGAUCAUCGGCACAGCAUCUGGAGCUAUCAAAGUUUUUGGAAGACCUGGUGUCGAAUUUUAUGGACAACAUUCAACAGAAAGUGGCGAGAUUGCUGUUACUAAGAUUAUUCCUUUGCCAAAUGAGGGUCGAGUGGUAUCUCUGUGCGAUGACAAUUCAUUACAUCUCUGGGAAAUUAAUGAAAAUUCUCUUGUCGAGACCAAGUCACUAUCGCUGGAGGGUAAAUUGAAGAAGAUAUCUGCCAUGUGUCUUGAAUCAAGUGGCGACCAUCUGUUACUUGGUACUGAAGGUGGUAAUAUUUAUCUACUUGAUGUCAAGACCUUCACAAUGACUGACAAUAUUAUUUAUCAGGACGUUGUAAUGCAAAACGUUCCGGAAGAUUACAAAAAGAAUCCUGGCGCAGUUGAAGCCAUUGCCGAACAACCUGGACACCCAGACAGUAUCUUGAUUGGUUACAACCGAGGAUUGAUGGUACUGUGGAACAAAGCGACUCCAGGUGCUCAGCAGCUGAUGGGUUUGUUUUCCCGUGCACAGACAUUCAUCUCAGCGCAGCAGUUGGAGUCAGUUCACUGGGUAUCUGAGAAUAGAUUCGUUUCAUCUCACAAUGAUGGAUCCUAUGCAUUUUGGAGCCCUGGAAGUGAUGUUACUUCAGAGCCAACGACACUUUAUGGUCCAUUCCCGUGUAAAGCUGUUUCGAAAAUUCUUGUCUAUACCAUGUCAGACGAUGAUGAAAUUAUUUUAUUCUCCGGCGGGAUGCCACGUUCGAGUUUCGGAGAUCGACACACCAUAACGGCAAUGACAAAAACCAAGCAUGUCGUUUUCGACUUGACUUCCAAGGUAAUCGACUUUUUUGUAGUGACACCCAAGGUUGAUGAAGACAGCAAAGAUUUGUCAAACUCUCCGGAAGCAUUGAUUAUCCUGGCAGAAGAAGAAGUUAUUGCUAUUGAUCUUACCGAUCCUGAUUGGAGGAUGAUGGCCUUGCCUUAUCUCGUUUCUCUUCACGCCAGUGCUGUUACUUGCUCCCAACAUGUACCCAACAUUCCUUCUGAAUUAUGGGACUCAGUAAUAUCCGCUGGAAAAUCACAGACGGAACAUUUGUAUUCAAACAAAGAAUGGCCUAUUGAUGGUGGAAUAUUGCUCUGUAAAAAAUCACCAGAUGACGAUAAAACAAAAUCCCGUGAAUUUUUAUUGACCGGUCACGAAGACGGAACAAUAAGAUUUUGGGAUGCUUCUGACGUAGCGCUCACUCCCUUAUACAAAUACAAUUCAUCGCUAAUAUUCACUGGUGAACAUCUCGACGUACUCGAACAGUCUCAAGACGACGACGAUGAUGACGAUUGGCCGCCUUUCAGAAAAGUCGGUACAUUCGAUCCUUAUUCAGAUGACCCACGUCUCGCUGUUAAAAAAGUAAUGCUUUGUCCAUUAUCAUCAACGCUCAUAGUUGCCGGUACCGCUGGUCAUAUUAUCACUGCAAACAUAUCAUCCGAACAAAUAAGUAAAGAAAUAAAAGCUGUAACUAUGAAUAUUGUUAAUGAUCGCGAUGGUUUCGUAUGGAAAGGACACGAUCAUUUACCAGUUAGAACAGAGUCUGUUUCAUUUAGCGUUGGCUUUCAACCGCAGAGUUUAGUCCAACUUUAUCCACCCGCACAGGUAACAGCACUGGCUAUUCACACUGAGUGGGGACUUAUUGCUGCCGGUACUGCCCACGGUCUCGCAGUAUUUGAUUACAUAAGAGGUAAAUCAGUUACCGUUAAAUGUACACUAAAUCCCAAUGAUUUAUCUGGAUCGGGUGACACUCCAAUAUCUCGAAGAAAAUCAUUCAAAAAAUCAUUAAGAGAAUCAUUCAGGCGACUUAGGAAGGGUAGAUCGCAACGACGACCAAAUGCAAAUACAAGUCCCACGCGAAAUACCAUAACCGUUGAAAAAAAGAAAGAAAUAUCACCAGUGGCAGCAUCACCAAGUGGAGAUUUAUCUCCAAUAGAUAUAAAACCUGUUGAACGACAAGUAGAAGCUCGUCCAGUUGACGAUGCCUUGGGUUCAAUGGUCCGUAGUGUUUAUUUUGCUCGUAGUUUUAUAAUCAGCAUGCAAAAUACAACACCAACUCUUUGGGCAGGUACUAACAACGGUACUGUGUACGUAUUUACGUUGGGUAUUCCAGCUGGCGCGAGGCGUAACGAAGACGACGUAAAUUGCACGCUUGGUAAAGAGAUACAAUUGAAGCAUCGCGCUCCCGUGAUUGCAAUAACAAUACUUGAUGGUUCAAAUGUCCCAUUGCCGGAACCAUUUGAGGUGGAGAAGGGCGUGACUGCUGGACCGGACAUGACCGCACCUCAUCGAGUUGUCAUUGCCAGUGAAGAACAGUUUAAGAUAUUCAAUCUUCCAUCGCUGAAACCUUUUUGCAAAUACAAGCUCACUGCUCACGAAGGCUCGAGAGUACGCAAAACAGGUUUUGCCAAGUUCACGUGCCCUAUUGAACCCGCGGGUGUACACGAAGAAACUUGUCUUCUUUGUCUUACUAAUCUGGGUGAUUGUCUUGUUCUUGGAAUCCCGGAACUCAGAAGACAGAUAAAUGCUGCUGCAAUUAAACGUGAAGAUAUAAAUGGCAUUUCGUCAUUGACAUUUACUAAGGCUGGAGAAGCAUUAUAUCUUCAUUCGAGCUCGGAAUUACAGCGUAUAUCUGUGUCAGCGACUAAGGGAACGAGAGCACACUGUGCAUUAAAUUUACCACCAAAUGCACGUUCAGUACCAGAACCACCGACACCCACUGAAGAAGUACAAGAUGAGGUUACCGUUGAGUCGCCGCCUGAAAAAGAAACUGAGUCGCAGGAUAACGAAAGCGCGCCAGCACCGCGGAUUCUGGAAAAUGGUGUUGGAUCAACACAUAGCGGUGAAACGUCGAAAGAUUCAACGCUGAGACCAGGAGCUAGCAGCAGUGACGUAAACGGUGAAGAUGACCGCCAGGAUCGCAGUUCAAUUGGUGAUAUUACCAUUGACAGUGUUAAAGAUCAUUUACUUAACAGUUCACUUUUCAGAAACGCCACCUCCUCUGAGGAUCUUCAUAACCGAUUAGCCGGAUUAAAAAUGGAAGUUACGUCUCGUACAUCUGAAAUAUCGACACAAAAUCAAUCGUUGGUUGUUAAAACAACAACGGUAAUUUCACAGACUUCUAGCAACGGCACUGCCAAUGGUGACGUAGAAACGACUGAAAUGAAUGAAUCCCAACAAGUUAACAGCACUUCGAUAGAACGAGAAAUACGCAGUGGUACUGAAACAACAACAACGCAUGCUACCAUUACACUUCCACCAAAUGUUGAGAUUAGCGCAGCAGAUCUUGCUAAUUUGGAAACCGUUCAAACGACAACAAUAACAACCGAAAAGUCUAAAACACCAGUGACAAGAUCUGAAGAAGUCAGAUCAUAAAUAAAAUAUAAAUGCUUCCAAUUUAUAAAUGAACCAAUUAUUUCUUUUACAUAUUGUACAGUGCUUAUAUAUAUGCACACGUGACAGUAAAAUAAGCUGGACAAAAUCAACCCCGAACUGACAAGUGAACAAAAGUGUGUACACAUACGAUAGAUAGAAUUUAUACACCAAUAGAUUAUAUUUAAAAAAAAUAAAAAAGUACCCGUGUAAAAAAAAUCCUUCGAAAAGUUCCACAAAUAGAACUUUCAAACUCAAGGCAGAUUAGAACCCACGAGUGGAACUUUUGUAAUUUUGAUAGUAAAAAAAAAAUUAUCUAAAACUUUAUUUAUAUGAACGAAUUUUAAAUAAAAAAAAAUGUGUUUGGGAUAAAUUUCUCAAAAUGUAUUUUUACUCUGGUUCCAAAAAAGUUUAAAAAUCUCUAAUUCGGAAGUUUGAUUUCUGAUUUAAACUUUUUCGGAACGGGAGUAAAAAAAAUGCGUUUUCAAAAAUAUGCCUGAGUAAAAAAAAAAGUAUACAUAAUUAGAUGUGAAAAAUGACCCAAUAUAAGUACAUACAAUUAUAUAUAAUUUAUAGGGCCAGGAUUUUUGCUUUAAUUUAAAAAUAAUAAUCAAUAAAUAAUGGUGUAAAAUUUUUGAUAUUACGACAAAAAUAUUGGUCGUAUAAAGAAAUUUUUUUAACAAAAGUUGUAGGAAAUUUAAUUUUCUAAAAAAAAUGUCUCUUAUAAUUUUUUCUUAGAUCUAAUAAAAAAGCAGUAAUUUCAAAAUUAAGAUU
This is a messenger RNA of Microplitis mediator, 5187 nucleotides long. RefSeq names its product lethal(2) giant larvae protein-like (gene l(2)gl). Gene Ontology annotation, cellular component: cytoplasm; cortical actin cytoskeleton; plasma membrane. Gene Ontology annotation, molecular function: myosin II binding; syntaxin binding; GTPase activator activity. The coding region runs from base 850 to 4416 and encodes 1188 amino acids. Gene Ontology annotation, biological process: regulation of Notch signaling pathway; regulation of establishment or maintenance of cell polarity; regulation of protein secretion. Lineage: Eukaryota; Metazoa; Arthropoda; Insecta; Hymenoptera; Braconidae. The transcript is spliced from 12 exons. The record is from RefSeq and is a predicted model, not a curated record.